Messenger RNA from Balaenoptera ricei (Rice's whale), 1707 nucleotides. RefSeq names its product actin-related protein 3B. The record is from RefSeq and is a predicted model, not a curated record. The transcript is spliced from 13 exons. Lineage: Eukaryota; Metazoa; Chordata; Mammalia; Artiodactyla; Balaenopteridae. Bases 453 to 1445 code for a protein of 330 amino acids. Gene Ontology annotation, molecular function: actin filament binding. Gene Ontology annotation, cellular component: actin cortical patch.
GUAUACCAAGCUUGGCUACGCAGGCAACACUGAGCCACAGUUCAUUAUUCCUUCAUGUUGGGUUAUUUCUGUUGCUGUCUUCAAGUUCAGUGACUCUUUCCCCUGUCGUUUUCUGCUGCUGAGCUCAUCCAUUGACAUUUUUAUUUCAGGUGCAUUUGUAGUUGCUCAUUGAAGCAUUUUAUGAUGGCUCCUAAAAUCUUGUUUGGUAAUUCUCUGUGUCGUCUCAGUGUUGGUAUCUAUUGAUCAUCUUUUCUCAUUUCACUUGAGAUGUUCCUGGUUCUUGCUAUGGUAUUGCCAUCAGAGAGUCGGCAAAGGUGGUCGACCAAGCCCAGAGGAGGGUGUUGAGGGGUGUCGACGACCUGGACUUCUUCAUAGGGGACGAAGCCAUAGAUAAACCCACGUACGCCACAAAGUGGCCAAUAAGACACGGAAUAAUUGAAGACUGGGAUCUAAUGGAAAGGUUCAUGGAACAAGUGAUUUUUAAGUAUCUUCGAGCUGAGCCUGAGGAUCAUUAUUUUUUAAUGACAGAACCUCCACUGAACACACCAGAAAACAGAGAAUAUCUUGCAGAAAUUAUGUUUGAAUCAUUUAAUGUACCAGGACUCUACAUUGCAGUUCAGGCAGUGCUGGCCUUAGCAGCGUCUUGGACCUCGCGACAAGUGGGCGAACGUACGUUAACGGGGAUCGUCAUCGACAGUGGGGAUGGGGUCACCCAUGCUAUCCCAGUGGCAGAAGGGUAUGUCAUUGGGAGCUGCAUCAAACACAUCCCUAUCGCAGGGAGAGAUAUUACGUAUUUCAUGCAACAGCUGCUGAGGGAGCGGGAGGUGGGGAUUCCUCCGGAGCAGUCGCUGGAGACUGCCAAAGCCAUCAAGGAGAAGUACUGUUACAUUUGCCCUGAUAUCGUCAAGGAAUUUGCCAAGUAUGAUGUGGAUCCUCAGAAGUGGAUCAAACAGUACACGGGGAUCAAUGCAGUCAACCAGAAGAAGUUCAUUAUAGACGUUGGCUACGAAAGGUUCCUGGGCCCUGAGAUUUUCUUUCACCCGGAGUUUGCCAACCCAGACUUUAUGGAGUCCAUCUCGGACGUUGUUGAUGAAGUCAUACAGAACUGCCCCAUCGAUGUCCGUCGUCCGCUGUAUAAGAAUGUCGUUCUUUCAGGGGGCUCUACGAUGUUCAGGGACUUUGGACGUCGCCUGCAGAGAGACUUAAAAAGGGUGGUGGACGCCAGACUGAGACUCAGCGAGGAGCUCAGCGGCGGCAGAAUAAAGCCCAAGCCCGUGGAGGUCCAGGUGAUAACGCAUCAUAUGCAGCGCUAUGCGGUGUGGUUCGGAGGCUCGAUGCUGGCCUCAACUCCCGAGUUCUUCCAGGUCUGUCACACCAAGAAGGACUACGAGGAGUACGGCCCCACCAUCUGCCGCCACAACCCCGUCUUCGGAGUCAUGUCGUAGUGGCGGCUUUGACACCACCCUUCCAGUGGUGUCGCGGCGGUGCGCAAGUGUCCUUCAGACCCGGAGGAGACCGGCUCCUGUACGUAGUGCGCGUGCCGUGGUGCCGGGAAGCCCCGCAAAGCCAUCUCUGCGCCCGGCCUCCCCCCGCCGCCUCCCCCCCCCCCCCACCCCCGCUCUCCUCUCCACCCGAGCUUCGCGUCCACAGACCCAAUUCCGGAGGAAUUCAGCUGCGACUCUCAGAUUUGUUACGGAAAACCCUAGA